AUGGCGACAUCACCAGUCGCCGUUGUGUGCGUCGGAAUGGCCGGCUCAGGCAAGACUACCUUCAUGCAACGGAUAAACAACUACCUCCAUGUGAACAAAACGAAACCUUACGUUCUGAAUCUCGACCCUGCCGUGCUCACCGUCCCUUUUCAACCAAACAUCGACAUUCGCGAUAGCAUCAACUACAAAGAAGUGAUGAAACAGUACAAUCUGGGCCCGAACGGCGGCAUCCUCACAUCGCUUAACCUCUUUGCAACCAAGAUCGACCAGAUCAUUACACUGCUGGAGAAGCGCGCAAACCCGGCGCCAGACAGCAAAGUCGCACCUCCGAAGCACUUCUUAGUCGACACACCAGGACAGAUAGAGGUGUUUGUCUGGUCGGCAUCAGGCAGUAUCUUGCUCGAAUCUCUCGCCUCCUCAUUCCCGACGGUCAUCGCAUACAUCAUCGACACACCCCGGACUUCUUCCACGUCGACGUUCAUGUCCAACAUGCUCUACGCAUGCUCGAUACUGUACAAGACCAAACUACCCAUGAUUCUGGUGUUCAACAAGACAGACGUCCAGGACGCCGAGUUUGCACGAGAAUGGAUGACGGACUUUGAAAAAUUUCAGGAGGCGCUCCACGAGGAAGAAAACAAGGGCGUCUUCGGUGGCGAGGGCUUCGGUGGGAGUGGAUACAUGGGUAGCCUGCUGAACAGCAUGAGCAUGAUGCUCGAGGAAUUCUAUUCGCACUUGAGCAUGGUAGCAGUUUCAAGCAUGACUGGCGAUGGUAUCGACGACUUCUUUGCUGCUGUGGAAGAGAAGCGGAAAGAGUUCGAACGGGACUAUAGACCGGAACUGGACAAGAGACGCAAAGAAAGAGAGGCCGAGAGCGCCACAAAACGAGAACAGGAACUUACGAAAGUGAUGAGAGAUAUGAAUGUGAACGCGCGGCCGAAGGCACCAGAAAAAUCGGUGGCGAAGGAAGAGUCUUCUGACGAGGAGGAUGAUGACGACGCGAACGACCCAGAUAAUUAUCCAGAUGCAGAGCGGGAUGACGAGGAUGAGGAAGGUCUGAAGCGGAGAUACACUAAUGCUUUGCGUGAGCAAGGUAUUGUGGUCGACGUUGACGACCCUACCGUGGCCCAAAUGAUGGCGCAGAUCCAACGAUCAGUACGAUGA
Exophiala xenobiotica is the source of this 1161-nucleotide messenger RNA. RefSeq lists its product as uncharacterized. The transcript is spliced from 2 exons. Gene Ontology annotation, molecular function: GTPase activity. Bases 1 to 1161 code for a protein of 386 amino acids. The record is from RefSeq and is a predicted model, not a curated record. Lineage: Eukaryota; Fungi; Ascomycota; Eurotiomycetes; Chaetothyriales; Herpotrichiellaceae.